Seminavis robusta is the source of this 2448-nucleotide messenger RNA. Lineage: Eukaryota; Bacillariophyta; Bacillariophyceae; Naviculales; Naviculaceae. The record is from the annotation of a GenBank genome assembly.
AUGGCGUCUACUACCGUCGCCUCCCCACCGGCCAAGGCCCGUUCCUCUUCUACUCCUUCUGUAUCCUAUGAGAAGUUUGCUCCUCGGUCGUCGUCGCAAGUGUCUCGGCUGUCACGCAUUGCCGCCUUGACAGCCGGGCCCACAGCCCGAGCCGCUACCGCCGCAACAGAAAUACCAGACAAUGCCGAUUUUUUGCUGCAAGCCAUGUCGCCACCUCCGGGAAAAGGACAAGAAGAAAAGGAAGACGAAUCUGUGGUUGUGGUUCAUCAGACUCUGGAAACGACAGCAGACACGGUCGAUCAUUUGGUACAGCUGUUAAAGCACACGACAUCCAUGCGAUUGGCACUUCGGGCUUCUAUUAAUAUUGCCGAUGACAUCUCCAAUCGUCAUGCCGAGUUGCUCCGUCAUUCAGGAGAACUAUCGGCGGCAGCAGACAGAUUGCAGGAGGAAGAAGCCAUGUUGACCAGGCAUGCCGAAGAAAUUGGUCUCCCCUUGAAACAUUAUGACGCCGUCGAUCGAAUUGGCCUUGCCGUAGGUGUCUUAUUCAAGGGGACUACCACGGUGCGAGGACUUGCCAAAGCCAAAGUGGACAAUGACGACUUUCCAGAACUCUUGGAUGAAAUUGAUGAGGCGGUGUCAUUUUUUGGAAGGGAAUGUGGCGGAAAGGCGGCCUUGGAACAAGCAGAAAAAGAGGCUGCCAAAACCAAGUCGCAGCAGCUCGUCAGCGGGAGCAUUGAAUACUUCCGACGUGCUCUGGCGCUUCAGGAAGCUGCUCUAGACUUGAUUAAAGAAGCCGUGGUGGAACGAAUUUCCAAUACGUCCACGCAGGUGGCAGAUGCUCUCAAUAUCCCAAAGGUACCCAUUCCGGCCGACAAACUCGAGGCCUCUCUGGUCUACACUCGUUAUCAUGGAAUUUCUUCCCGAAGCAAUCGUCUCUUGACGUUGGUACGACGACGAUUGAAUCAAGGAGAUGCCUAUUACGAACUGCUGCACUUGUGUCGAACUACUUACUGCAAUUCGCGUGAAAAUUUGCUCAAGACGACAGUGAGCACGCACAUGGACUCACUCAAGAAUCAACAUGGGUUGGUCGGCAUGACGCGUUUGGCCAGCGUGUUUCUGAUUCGUCUUUGCACAGUGGAAACAUCGCUCUACCUCGAUUUCUUUGGUGACAAGAAACUAGAAGAGAAAAAGGGAGAGGAGGAAAAGGCAACUACGGCAGCCGGCAAGAAGAAAUCCAUGGCAUCGCAGGUGCUCUCCAAUGACGGCACCUACUAUGAUUCGGAGUUCCAAAAUUAUUUGACAAAUCUAUGUUCCUCGCUCCACCGAACCAUUCGUCGUGGAUUGGUGACGAUGCUGGACUUGGAUACUCUCUGCCAGAUUGUCAGCGUCUUGCGCGAGGAACGAUCCAUGGCCAGCUCGUCGCCAACCACGGUCGCAGCCGCCAGAGCCAUUUCCAGUGUGAUUGAAGAUGCUCAAGAGCGACUGAUCUUUUGUGCCAACUCGGCUCUUUCCAAGGAAGUUAUCCGGUUCAAGGCGACUCCUUCUGACUUGGACUAUCCUGAUCGUCUCAAGAAAAAGGAGACCCCGGAAGACGACUCGAAAUUGCCGGAAGAAGAACGAAUGGAAAAGCAGUUAUUGGCAGUCUACGAGAGUUGGUUCCCGCCAAUGAGGAGCGUCUUGAAGAUCCUGUCCAAAAUCUUUCGCGUUGUUGAGCCGCACGUCUUUGAAGACAUUGCCCUUCAGUCUGUUCAAGCCUGUACGAAGUGCCUUCGAGACGGAGCAGUGUACAUCAAUGGACGCAAAGGGCAAAUGCAUUCCGAUUUGUUUCUUGUCAAACAUCUUUUGGUUCUGCGCGAGCAACUGUCUCCAUUUGACAUUGAGCUUCGUUCGGUGGAACGUCAACUUGAUUUUAGUGAUGCGGGUAGAGCCGUGGCCCGUUUUCUGGCCAAUCGAAACCGACGCUUGUUUUCCAUGACUACGGAGAAUGCCUUGAUUACCUUGCUUCGGGAGGGUGUGUCGGUGCAGGAAUCGUCUGUGGACUCGAAACGGGAUUUGGAAGAUGCUCUUCGAUCCGCCUGCAACGAUUUCAUUGAGCACACAUGCAAAUCUGUUGCGGGGGACCUGAUGACAUUUGUAGAGACGAACAAGGGGUCAAUGAACCCUGCCGCUUUGCAGGAUGUGGUAGCCAAGACAGACGCGGCAUUGGAUGAUUCCUUUGGUGAGGUCCUUACGCAAAUGGGACUGUACCUAGACAAUCCGGCAACACAGAAUAUUCUGUUGAAGCCUGUGUCCCGUAAGGUUGUCAAAGCAAUUGACGAGGCAAAGAAGGAAGUGAACGGUGCUUCAGAAGGCUGGGAUGAGGAAACUAAGAGCGGGAUCCUGACAGCCCUCGGAUCCCUUGAACAAAAGGUGAAGGCGUUUGCCAAGGGAAGUGCUCCCAACAAAUAG